Messenger RNA from Erinaceus europaeus (western European hedgehog), 1491 nucleotides. RefSeq names its product interleukin 1 receptor type 2 (gene IL1R2). The record is from RefSeq and is a predicted model, not a curated record. Gene Ontology annotation, molecular function: interleukin-1 binding; interleukin-1, type II, blocking receptor activity. NCBI's taxonomy places the organism in Eukaryota, Metazoa, Chordata, Mammalia, Eulipotyphla, Erinaceidae. Bases 200 to 1480 code for a protein of 426 amino acids. The transcript has 9 exons.
AUAGCUUGGGGGCUGGGGGUGCUCUCCUGUAAGGAGGGAAAAGGUGUGUCCACCACCACCCAGUCAGAGACAGUGACACAAACCUGAUUAGGAAAUUCCUGACUGGAGAGGAUAUAAAUCCCUGCCUGAUUUCUGAGCUUCCACAGAAGGUGAAAGUCAGGCUUGGCAAUCUUCCCCAGGCCAGAAAUAAGGUGAAAGAAUGCAGAGCUUCAGGAUACUAAGUGCUGGCUUUGAGCUCUCCACUUCCUGUGCCCUACAGAACUUGAGAAUGAUGUUCAUCCUAUUCAUGUUGGUGAUGAGUGGUUCUACGUUCACCAUUCAGCCCAAGGAACAUUCAGCAGCUGUAGAGAAUUGCCAGUUCCGGGGCAAGCAUUUCAAAAGCUACUUCAAGGUGGAAGGGGAGCCUGUGGUCCUGAGGUGCCCCCAGACACGGAGUUGGCUGUGGGACUCCUUCAGCCCCCAUUUCAACUUGACAUGGCAUAAAAAUGUUUCUGCUCAGACGGUCUGGAAAGAAGAGACUCGAGUUCGGGUCCAGGAUGGUGCUCUGUGGUUUUUGCCCACUUUGCAGGGAGACUCUGGCACCUACAUCUGCACUGCCAGAAAUGCCUCUUACUGUGAUGAAAUGUCCAUUGAGUUGAGAGUGUUUGAGAAGACAGAAGCCUUCCAACCUUUCAUGUCAUAUCCACAAAUUCUAACUUUGUCAACAUCAGGGACAUUGGUUUGCCCAGAACUGAGUGAAUUCAUUCAUAACAAAACUGACUUGAAACUUCAGUGGUACAAGGAUUCUGUCCUUUUGGAUCAAGACAAAAAAAAUUUUAUAAGUGUGAGGGGAACUACUCGCUUAAUCCUGCUCAAUGUGUCUGCAGAGGAUGCUGGCUAUUACAGCUGUGCCAUGACCUUUGUCCAUGAAGGCGUACAAUACAAUGUCACCAGGAACAUCGAACUACGUGUCAACAAAAGACAAGAGGAGACAAUUCCUGUUAUUAUCUCUCCACGCCAGACCAUAUUGACUUCUCUGGGGUCAAAACUGGUGAUCCCAUGUAAGGUGUUUCUGGGAUCUGGCACACAAUCUAGCACCAUGCUAUGGUGGAUGGCCAACAACACCGACAUAGAGAGUGCCUACCCCGAAGGCCGAGUGACUGAAGGGCUGCGCCAGGAAUACACGGAAAACAAUGAGAACUACAUUGAAGUGCCCCUCAUUUUUGAUCCAGUCAUAAAAGAAGAUUUGGAAAUGGAUUUUAAAUGUGUUGUUUUUAACACAUUGAGUUUUCAGACUCUACGUACCACAGUCAAAGAAGCUGCCACAUUCUCCUGGGGGAUUGCACUGGCACCCCUGUCCCUGAUCUUCUUGGUUUUGGGGGGAAUAUGGAUGCACAGACGCUGUAAAAAUAGGACGAAGAAACAUCGUGGUUUAACACUGGUAAAGACUGACCAUCAAAAUUUUCAAUCCUAUUCAAGUAAAAUAAAGGAAAUAAAAUAGUAAAAUGCAAA